Colletotrichum spaethianum is the source of this 516-nucleotide messenger RNA. RefSeq names its product aurofusarin cluster transcription factor aurR2. The coding region runs from base 1 to 516 and encodes 171 amino acids. NCBI's taxonomy places the organism in Eukaryota, Fungi, Ascomycota, Sordariomycetes, Glomerellales, Glomerellaceae. The record is from RefSeq and is a predicted model, not a curated record. The transcript has 3 exons.
AUGGCUGUUGUAUUUGAUGACACAAUACGUGCCCUGAUAGAUGUUGAGUUCGAUCAGGCAGCAUGGCUGCCGGCUGUGGAGGUCCCCGACAAGGGACGACAAAGCUCUGAUGCCGGUAUACCUUUCACGGCUCAGUUGUUAGCCUGUGUUCCGCCAAUACCCGCGAUUGAAGUUCUCUGGAGAGUGUUUCUCGAACGCGUGGAUCCCGUCACAAAAGUCAUCCACGUGCCGACGUUUCGGAUGCGCAUCGUUGAUGCUAUGAACGAUUUCACCAAUGUUCCGUUGGAUACAGUGGCUCUUCUCUUCUCUAUAUUUCUGACAGCUUCCGGGUCUUUAUCGCGACAAGAAUACUGGGAUAUGUUGGGUCAAAGCAAGAGUGAUGCUAUUGAUGACUUCACCCUCGGAUUCAAGUUGGCUCUUACUGAAAAGAACUACCUGAAAAACCUCAACUUGGAAGUACUCAGGAGCCUGACGUUGUACUCGUUCCGUCAAACUACAAGGAUACUCAAGUGCUAA